Triticum turgidum subsp. durum (durum wheat) is the source of this 2226-nucleotide messenger RNA. NCBI's taxonomy places the organism in Eukaryota, Viridiplantae, Streptophyta, Magnoliopsida, Poales, Poaceae. The record is from the annotation of a GenBank genome assembly.
AUGUCCUUCCUCGCGCGGGCGCUGCGCCACUCGAAGCCGUACCUGCCGUCGUCGCGCGGCGCGUCCUGCCGCUGGAUCUCGUCGACGCCCGCCGCGGGCUCGCCCGAGGCCGGCGCGGCCGUGGCGCCCGCCGACCCGGAGCUGCCCCCGCCGCGGGAGCCCGUCGGCGGGGCCCGCGUCGAGCUGCCGCCCAACCCGGAGGACGCGCUCGAGGUGUUCGUCGACGGCCACGCCGUGCGGAUCCCCAAGGGCUUCUCCGUGCUCCAGGCCUGCGAGGUCGCCGGCGUCGACAUCCCGCGCUUCUGCUACCACAGCCGCCUUUCCAUCGCCGGCAACUGCCGCAUGUGCCUCGUCGAGGUCGAGAAGUCGCCCAAGCCCGUCGCCUCCUGCGCCAUGCCCGCCCUCCCAGGGAUGAAGAUUAAGACCGACACACCAAUUGCGAAGAAGGCAAGGGAGGGAGUCAUGGAGUUCUUGUUGAUGAACCAUCCGCUGGAUUGCCCAAUCUGCGAUCAGGGUGGGGAGUGCGAUCUCCAGGAUCAGUCCAUGGCCUUUGGGGCUGACCGUGGUCGCUUCACCGAUAUGAAGAGGUCGGUUGUGGAUAAGAAUUUGGGCCCUCUGGUGAAGACGGUGAUGACCCGUUGCAUCCAGUGCACAAGGUGUGUCAGGUUUGCAUCUGAGGUUGCUGGUGUUCAGGACCUGGGUAUGUUAGGCCGUGGCAGUGGUGAAGAAAUCGGAACAUAUGUGGGGAAACUUAUGACAAGUGAACUAUCUGGAAACGUUAUUGAUAUCUGCCCCGUUGGAGCUCUUACAUCCAAGCCAUUUGCAUUUAAAGCUAGGAACUGGGAGAUGAAGGGCACUGAGACUAUUGAUGUUACUGAUGCAGUAGGGUCCAACAUACGUGUUGACAGCAGAGGUCCUGAAGUUAUGCGCAUUGUUCCUCGUCUCAAUGAGGAUAUCAACGAAGAAUGGAUAUCUGACAAAACACGGUUUUGUUAUGAUGGUUUGAAGAGGCAAAGACUAAACGACCCUAUGAUUCGUGGUCCUGAUGGCAGGUUCAAGGCAGUGACAUGGCGUGAUGCUAUUGCGGUUGUUGCUGAGGUUUUGAAUCAAGUCAAGCCAGAAGAAAUUACCGGAGUCGCUGGCAAACUUUCUGAUGCAGAAUCCAUGAUGGCGCUGAAAGAUUUUGUUAAUAAAAUGGGUUCGGAUAAGGUGCUCUGCGAGGGGAAUGGUCCGAAUCCACCAGCAGAUAUUCGAUCAAACUACCUAAUGAAUACUAGCAUUGCUGGUCUUGAGAAAGCUGAUGUCUUCCUUUUGGUUGGCACACAGCCAAGGGUGGAAGCUGCUAUGGUGAACGCAAGGAUUCAGAAGACUGUUAGAGCAACACAAGCAAAGGUGGGCUACAUUGGUCCUCCAGCAGACUUCAACUAUGACACUUGGCAUCUUGGCACAGGGCCAGAUACCCUUGUCGAGAUCGCUGAGGGCCGACAUCCUUUCUGUUCAAUACUGAAGUCUGCAAAGAACCCAGUAAUCAUCGCUGGAGCUGGGUUAUUUGAACGAGAAGACCAAGGUGCUGUGUUCUCAACAAUUGAAACUGUUGCCAAGAAGUUCAAUGUGACGAGACCGGACUGGAACGGCCUUAAUGUCCUAUUGCUCCAUGCUGCACAGGCCGCAGCUCUUGAUCUGGGCCUCGUUGCUAAUCCCACCGAGAGCGUCAAGUCUGCAAAGUUCCUUUACCUGAUGGGAGCCGACGAUGUAAACUUGGACAACCUCCCAGCGGAUGCAUUUGUUGUUUACCAGGGGCACCAUGGUGACAAGGCCGUGUACAGGGCCAAUGUUAUUCUGCCGUCCUCAGCAUUUAGCGAGAAAGAAGGCACCUAUGAGAACACCGAGGGAUGCACCCAGUGGACCAUCCCAGCUGUCCCCACGGUUGGUGAUGCCAGGGAUGACUGGAAGAUCGUCCGUGCUCUUUCCGAGGUUGCCGGGGCUCCACUGCCUUACGACAGCGUCACAGCUGUGAGGAGCCGGAUCAGCAUGGUGGCCCCAAACCUUGUGCGCGUCGACGAGAGGGAGCCGUCGGUGAUCUCUGCCGAGGUGAAGCCUCCGGUGAAGCAGCAAGUGAGCCCUGCCCCAUUCAAAGCUGCCGUGGAGAACUUCUACAUGACCGACGCGAUCACGCGGGCUUCCAAGAUCAUGGCUCAGUGCAGCGCAACCUUGUUGAAGAAGUGA